AUCCAUCGGCCGAACCGAUCGAUCUGAUCAUGAGCGGCAGUCCACCAAGAGCCGCGCCGCCGCCGCCGCCCGCCAUCCCCACAGAAGCCGUCAGUCCUGGAAGCCGUGUCUUCCUCGCCCUCGUCACACGGCCUCCCGCCGGACCUCGCGGCUCUCUUCCAGCGGAUCAUGAGCGGCAGUCCACGAAUCCCUGCCGCUCCCGCUCCCGCUGCGCCGCCGCCGCCGCCCGCCAUGGCGACAGAUCAAGCUGCACCCUCUUCACUCCUCUGGUCAGACGGCCUCCCGCCGGAGUUCGCGGGCCUCGUGAUCCGCCGGCUGCCGUCCCUCGCCGACCGUACCCGCUUCGGCGCCGUCUGCCGCCGCUGGGGCCUCGCCGCGCAGCAGCAGGCGCCGACGCUGCCCGCGCCCCUCCCCUGGAUCAGCAACUUCUUCACCCAAGUCUUCCAAAGCUUCCCAGACGGCGAACCGCACGAGCUGCAACGGCACUCCCGGUUCCUGGCAUGCCGCGGCUUAUCGGAGAGCUGGUUGAUGUUCGUGAGGCCCGGGAGCUGCGCCCAAUCCAGGUUAUUCCUGAAGAACCCUCUCUCCGGGGCUACCAUACCGCUGCCAGGCAAUUUCCGCUCCGCUGAUGAUCAUCGCUUGUUUAAUUCCGAUUUCGCAACGAUCCGGAAGUUCAUCGUGUGCUCGGAUGAUGACCUUAUCGUCCUCAUGGCCAGAGGAUGCCCUUAUCCUCCUCCUCUCGGUCCACUGAUUGCUUGCUGCCGUCCGGGUAGCAUGUCCUCGUGGUCAACAGCUACAUACGUUGCCCAAGAAAGUGAUUAUGACUUCCAUUACCAGGACAUCGCCUUCCACCAUGGAAAUGUCUACGGUGUCAACGGAACAGGAGAUCUGUACGCUCACAACAUUAGCGAGGAUUCUGGCACCGGAGAGAUGGUGGUUUCUCAUGCCAAGCAAGUGAUUAAGUGCAGUGACGCCUGGUUCGGUAUGAAAUUAAGGCAGUUUUUCCUUGCAGUGUCUCGUGGGGACUUGUUGUUGGUCAAAUGGAUCGACGAUGAGAUGUUUACCUCCUCGUUCGAGGUAUUCAAAGUGGAUUUGGAGAUGUCUCGGUGGUCAGAGGUAUCAAGCCUUGGCGAUCAAGUAUUGUUUGUCAGCGGGAUGUGCUCCAAGGCCGUCUCUACAUCUAGCGACGGUGAUUAUCUGCGUGGGAAUUGUAUAUAUUUCAUGGAUUAUGAUCGCCGCGGGGCUAAAGGAUGUGCCAUGUAUGACUUGAGGGAUAACACAUAUCACAAGAUUCACACUCCACAAUGCAGGAGUCAUGAACCAGCGUGGUUCUUUCCACACAAGUGAAAGAGCCAAGGAGGAUUUUUACAUGAAUUAGAAGUUUAAUUUGAAGGACCGUGAUGAAACUUUUAGUUUUAUCGAAUAUCUUGAUUGUUUAUUUUUGUUUUAAUUGUACG
Messenger RNA from Brachypodium distachyon (stiff brome), 1457 nucleotides. RefSeq lists its product as uncharacterized. The coding region runs from base 169 to 1347 and encodes 392 amino acids. The transcript has a single exon. The record is from RefSeq and is a predicted model, not a curated record. Lineage: Eukaryota; Viridiplantae; Streptophyta; Magnoliopsida; Poales; Poaceae.